UCACGGGCAUUCCUCAAUUUUAACGCAACCCUGUUCUAUGUUGUUGGUAAGUUGAACGUAAUUGUAAUUACACUGACAUCGAACUCCUCCACAACGGAGGGAGAAGCAAGGGAAGAAUUGCUUGUGAUUACCGCAGGUCUUUGGUGGACAGAGGUUUGCACAUGUUGUGAACAUAGAGUUGUUAGGGCACGUUUUACAUUCUGA
Molecule: messenger RNA, 204 nt
Organism: Haemonchus placei
Lineage: Eukaryota; Metazoa; Nematoda; Chromadorea; Rhabditida; Trichostrongylidae
Source: the annotation of a GenBank genome assembly